AAUCUCGGAUUGACCCGGGACGGCGGGUUUCAGGAAUUCUGUCUCGUGGACCCACGGCAGGUCGCGAGGGUGCCGGAGGGUGGCAGCAUGAAGGCAGUAGACAUUGCGCCGCUCAUGUGCGCGGGUGUCACGGUCUGGAACGCUCUGCAGGCCGCGGGAUUGGACAUGACUGGCUCAUCGGCGGCCGAGAGUGGCAGGCAGAAGAAAUCGGUGGCGAUCGUCGGGGCGGGAGGCGGUCUGGGCCAUUUGGGGGUGCAAUUCGCUGCAAAAUUGGGAUGGCAUGUAGUGGCCGUGGACACAACGCCUGCAAUCGGGAUGCUGAAAGCCGUGGUUGAAGAGCUUGAUGAGGAUAGCGCGAAUGUCACCGUGGUGGAUGCCCUGCAAGAGUCUGUCGAGGCCGCGAAGAGGCGCCUGUUUGGAGAGCCAGCGAAAGGCCUUGAAGGCGAAAAGGGUUGCGAUGCAUCCCUGAUCUUGCCUGAAUCCCAGCCAGCAUUCGACUUUGGGAUGGGAAUCAUCAAAAACCACAGCACGUGCGUGUGUGUGAGCUUUCCCAAGGAUGGCUGGCGGUUUAAACCUGGAGAUCUGGUAUUUCGGCAUAUUAGACUGGUGGGUGUCUUGACAGGCCGGAAUCACCAGUUGCAGGCCAUGGUCGACUUCGCGGCCAAGAAAUCCGUCAAAGCCAAGAUCAGGACGUAUCCUCUCGAAAAGCUCAACGAGUUGGUGGAAGAUUAUCAUCGUGGCGUGGGAGGAAAAUUGGUAGUCGAUAUGGAGUUGAAGCCAUGA
Messenger RNA from Exophiala viscosa, 783 nucleotides. RefSeq lists its product as uncharacterized. Gene Ontology annotation, cellular component: cytoplasm. Gene Ontology annotation, molecular function: alcohol dehydrogenase (NAD+) activity. The transcript has a single exon. Lineage: Eukaryota; Fungi; Ascomycota; Eurotiomycetes; Chaetothyriales; Herpotrichiellaceae. The annotation marks the transcript as partial. The record is from RefSeq and is a predicted model, not a curated record.